AUGCUCAUCUCCUACCUGAUCUCACCUUCUGAACCUGGCCAAACUGCUUCACUAUCCUAUACGGACAUGCAAAUCCAUCUGAUUUAUGGCACUUUCUUUGCAUUAAAUGUGAUCUCUGUGGUGAUUUUCAUAUCUCUGCCAACAAAGCAGUAUGACAGCAUCGCCUCGAAGUCCCAGGAGGUUAUGCCCAGCUUGAAAGAACAGUUUGGCAAGUUCAAAUCUUCUGUAAAGGAGGUAAAUAUGCUAUUACUGACGCCAUUCUUCGGUUACAUGGGUUUGAGCGUUUCGUUUCUCAUCAGCGUCUAUCCAACCACUCUUGCCUUCACAUCUGAUCUCACCAAAGACAUCUACAUUGUGGCUAUCUACAGUCUUAGCAUGGGAGCAGCAGAGAUUUUUGGUGGCGUGGUGCUUCGACGUCUGAUCAAGCGAUGUCAUGAUUGGGGACUGGUGGUGACGAUCACCAUCCAUUUCAUAGCAGUAUCGACAGCACUUGUGCUAAUUCUGCUAUCCGUACCAGAUAUGGCCACGAUUAGGCCGACUACUGCGCCAACACUGCUCAUCAAGCCCUGCAGAGCAGUUGUGGCUAUAGUCGGAUUUCUGAUGGGUAUGGGCGACUUCACACUUACCAUGGGUCGAGCAGUUAUCUGUCAGGUGGCUGUGCCUAAUGCUCGUAUGCAAGUGUUCUCUUUGAGUCGUGCUUAUCAGGUGAGUAGAAGAACCCAACGUUUAGACUGA
Cooperia oncophora is the source of this 735-nucleotide messenger RNA. Lineage: Eukaryota; Metazoa; Nematoda; Chromadorea; Rhabditida; Trichostrongylidae. The record is from the annotation of a GenBank genome assembly.